CGACAACCAAUCCAACUGCUUGUUUGCGAAAUUCAAAUUGCGGCGGUGAGUGUCCCGUAACUUGUUCGCUACAUUUAUAGAUAACUAGUUAGGUUGUUAUCGUAAUUUCACGCAAAAUUAAACUAUGCUGAUGGCAAAAUUUACAUAAAAAAUAAAAAAAUGAGAUAAGGGACCGAAUGCGUGUUUAGACUAACGUUAACUAUUGUUGGUACAAAUGUCGUCUACGCGUUAUCUGUUGUAGUAGUUGUGGGCAGUACCUUAUCAGACGUCAUUAGCUAACCGUGCGCCUCUUUGUAGAAUUAAAGCUAGCAAGAUUGUUUUUUUGUUUUUUAAUUCUGGAAUGGACGAAGUAAAAAACCAGCAGCCUGCUUUCAGUCGCAUCCGAUACACUUAGAAGACUAAACGCUAACAUUGGCUGGAGUCAAAAUGUUGCUCUCGCCGUCUAAAAACCUAACAACCAAAACAGAGAGAGCGAAUUCUUAUAAAUCGGUACCUUUACACAAGAUCCCUCUAAACGCUAUAACACCUGUUAAGGAUUUGUUAAAAAUUGCCGAGGCACACCAGGUCCGACACUUUGACUUCUCCAAUCCUCGUAAUUUUGCAAAGGUUUCAACAAGCAGAUGUAUGAACGCAAUGAACUCCACUGUACUGCAUGCAGACUGCUACAAGGGAAUGCCAUGCGAACUUAGUAGCAUUGCUGCCGAAGACAGCUCUCCCUUGGGCUGUGAUUCCGUCUUUUUUCCACCCCGGCGGACGAAAUAUGCACCCCUGGUUGUGGGGCACGAUCAACAACUCGAAUCGCCUGCGAAAAUUUUUGCUCGGAUGAAAGCGAAAGUGCAGAAGCAUAAUCACUCGUUAGGACAGAGUGGAGAUGGACAAUCGUUCACCGACGCUCACUGCCCCAGAGCCAGGCAAGAACAGGACGUGCUGUAUUAUACCCGGAGGAAAGAUGACAUCCCUGGCGCAGAAGCUAGGGGAAGCCAGGCCUUUCGCGAUACCAUUGAAGUAGACGCCCUCACCCUCUCACCCAGUCGGACUCCUUGUAAAGUUCAGAGACUUCGGCUCGGUACAUCACCGAGAAAAAACACACCUUGUAACCGGCUUCCGGAACCCUGCAAAUUUUUCGGCAGAACUCCACAACAAUCAAACAGCAGCACCCAACUCGAAGAGCCAAUUCAUCCACCCAGCUGUGCUAAGUCUGCCGGAGGAGAGAUACGAUUUGAAAAAGAAGAAUCGUCCACCCAUGGGAUCUAUCAGGACGAGGUUUUUGCCGUGCCCGAAAUUCCUGUCAAGAGGUCGGACCUUGGCACAACGAGAAAGAACUCUGUGAUGAGUUGUUCUCCAGCGAAGAUAUUUGCCCAGAUGAAGGAAAGGGUGCAACUGCAGAGGAGACAGCAGGAGCCCAAUCGGGUGACCAGCACAGCCGAUGUAAAUCCCGGAGGACUCUUUUACAGAUCCGGCAGACCGAGAACAUUGCCGAUGAGCGGGGAUGAGGCGGACGACGAGUUUUCCCGGGACGUCGACUCUAAUACGGGCGUGUCCAGCAACGCUGGCACCGUGGUUACCAGCCCAGUAGAGGCCAGCUCCACCACGGGCCACGAAGAGCCCGUGGACAGGCGAUGCACCCAUGUCCCUCAAAGACCCCUCCCUGAGCCGGAGCCCCUUCCUGACCUUGCCAACGACACCCUGCUCCAGAACUCUCCCCGCAUCGCCAUCCCCAAGAAGAGGGCAAUCUUGUUUCAGGACAGGGAGGAGGCCGAAUUAAAGACUUCAGACCAGGAGCAGGGCCCGAUGGCAAAGGGAAUUCAUUUGAUGGAAUGGCAGCUUAAGUCCCAGAAUUCAAGGCUGUUUGUUGACGGGUUUCGCACGGACGACAAGGUGCCCUGGCACAGCAACCUAAUUGCUGAGCGGCUUUCGAGCAACGUCCUGAAGACAGUCUCAGGCAGCAUCUACAUCUUGGUCGGCAAGAUGGCCCCUGACCCCAACUCAGUGUUUCCCGGAUGGUUUCUGAAGAAGUUUCUCCACGGCUUUCCAGAAAAGUGGAAGUCUUACUUGUUGAAUUAUUUGUCCACGUUGAAAAGGCAAUCCACUUCAUCUAAGAGAGAGACUCAGGUGAGAGCAAAGGAGCAGUCCUCCAAAACUCCCAAAGCAAAGAUCCCCUCCGGUCCUAAGGCCAAUCUCCUAGAGAGCAGCGCAAAGCUUUCCCGUAGUGGGAGACUCAUCAAGGCGCCCCUGGAGUACUGGAAAGGGGGAAGGGUUAUCUUGGAUUCAGACAUGAACAUCACCAUCCAUGAGGACUACCAGUCUACUCCCAACACUCAUAGGGGCAACGGUAAAAUUGUACUCAUUGAAUCAUCUCAAAGGACAACAAAGACAUCAUUGAAGGCAUCCUCGGCGAAUUAUAAGGUGCACUACAGGGGAACUGAGAGGACAAAACCAGACAUGUCAGACAGUGACACGCCAGGCGGCAGCAGAAAGCUGCGCUCGUCUCAGAAGCAGUUGCCUGAAGAUAAGGUCUCGGGCACGGAAGGGCUGUUAAACCAGGGCGCGUUAAAUCGGCAGUACGCAGUGGACCUGACACCGCUUAGAACGUCUACUGAAUUGCACCAGAGGUGCUCUGAGAACAACCUGAGAUAUCGCAGAAGCUCUAAGACCAGCGACUCGGCUGACAGUGACAAAGCGGCCCGAGCGGAAAGUCCCACUGGUCAGUCAGUCGGGCCGGACGAAUCGUGUGUUGCAGAUGAGGGCUCAAGGGCCACCUGGAGCAAGGACGAGGAGGCACCUGCGCCACUGAGGAAGCUGAAGCAGUACACCCGACCCAAUAAGGGGUCGGUCAGGGAGGCGAGCUCAAACAGGGUCGUUCCCACCCACCGCGACGUGGAAAAAACGCGCCAAUCGGCGAAGCACUCCGAAUCCGAGAGUGACGGCCAGAGGGGGCUGCCUCCGACGUCCGUCGCCAAGCGCGUCCUGAGACCUCGGACCAAGUCCCGGAGCAGCAGAACUACGGAUUCCUCUCAGGACGACCAGAAAAAAAACGCGAAAGGAAGGGUUUCGUCGAGGCAUUCGGAAGGGACUGGGAGCGACGAGGGCCAUGCCUCAAAGCCCAAUUCUCGACGGCCAGGAAAGAGCCGGACCAACCGCUUGGCGCUGGGCCGCAGGGCUUCUGGGCUGGACACGGAGAGCGACGCGUUUAGCGACCCCCCCAGGCUCUUGAGGUCUUCUUCUCGGAGUCAGCGGAGCGUCCGCGUCAUCAGCUCCUCGCUGGACAGUGCCCGAAUCGACCGCGGGGGGAGACCCAGCCGGGAGCCGGAACCCACUCAGGAGCCUGACAACAGCUCAAGCUUCUCUGACCCCCCAAAGCUUUUCAGUCUGCCUAAGGCAGGAGGGAGAAAGCAGGGACCGGGGAAAGCCAGCACUGCGAGUUGCGGGCCCACCACUCCGCUGUCUAAGGGCAACCGGGCGCAGCAGGAAGUACUGAUCAGCACUGGGAGCGACGGGGAAAGCACACCCGAUUCGGGAAGCAGAACCAAGCGGCCGCUGCGGAAAGUCGGGCAGGUGGUCAAAGACGGAGAUCAAAAGGCCUCAGAAGACGUCCUCUCGUGCACGGGCAAAAGGGCGGGAAAGAAAACGCUGAACCCCCAGCAUGCGCCAGACGCCGGCGAAAACGGACAGCCGUCGGAGUGCGCUAAGCAGCGUCGUUACGUCUCGAGCGAGUCGGAGAGCGAACUGUCCGACUUUGCGCCAUCCCCUGAGGACCGUGGGUUCAGCCUGUCAAGGAAAAAACUCAAUGUCCCCCAAUUGAAAAAGGACGUGUCUUCCAAGCCUUCCCCUGUGAAGAAACGGCAAGAAAAAAACAAUACGAAGGGGAAGAAUAAAGAGGGCGGCAGAAGCUCCAAGAAGGAAGAGCUGGCAGAGGAUGAAGAUGACUGGACGGAAAGCGAACUGGAAAAGCUGCACACGGCUGUGUCCUCAUUCCCCAAGCACAAGAGCGGCUUCUGGAUAAACGUGGCGAUGGCGGUGGGCACGCGCUCAGCCGAGGAGUGCCAGGAGCAGUACACCCAACAGCAGAGUGUGCUGCUCCGAGCCAAGGCCAGGAAGAAAAACACUCGCCACGAAAAGGAGGAGCCUGUUAAGGAGUCACCGCAGAUAACGGCAAAGGCAGGCACUCUGAAGCGGAAGCAACAAAUGAGGAAUUUCCUGGACCACAUGCCCAAAGAUGACCAUGACGAUAUCUUCUCCUCCUCUCCUCUGCAAAACAAACGUGUGAAGCUGCCCACCUUGUCUACGAAUGGGGAAGAGAAUGUGUUCCAGCACUUGCAGCAGAACCCCCAAACGCCUAGUUCCAGUGCAUUCCCUUCAGUGCAGACCCCCCAUUGUCUUCACAUCAGCCCUGGCAUGUUGGGCUCUGUCAACAGAAACAACAACGACAAGUAUGUAUACCAGCUGCAGAAGAAAAUGGGUAAAGGACAAGCCAAUGUCCGUGGACAGGACAGCUGCCUUCAGAAACUGAAGGAUAGCCCCAUGUCAUCCAUAAAAUCUACAAAGAGGAGACCUGAUGCUGAAAAUGAAUCUUUUGUUGUCUGGAAAAUGUUCUCCGACAAGGAACCCCUUCCACCUCCCUCAGAUGAAAGUGGAGUAGAGGAUUAUUAUUUUAUGGAUGAUGACUGAAUCACAGAAUCUGGAUCUUCAAAUCUGGACAUUUUUGGGGGAGCGGAACUUUCAGUGAUUAUUUUUAAUAUGAGAUGAAAAUAUUGUUCCAACAAGUAAAAAUGAAAACGUGGAAUUUUAAAUGUGGAAAAUGGGUGCCUAACAUUUUUCUUGAAAUGUUUCCUAAAGUGUAUUGCUAAUGUCUUGUUUUAUAAUUUAACAGUUGCAAAAGUGCCCCAUAUUUUCUUAUCUUGGAUGUAUCCUAUUUGAUUUCAAAUGUAUGGCAGUGCAUUUCUGUAAAAGAUGAAACACGUGCGCCAAUUAUGUCUGUAAAUAUAAAAAGUAUAUUGUCCACUUGAUUUUCUGACUCACCAUUGUGCAUUCCCUCAGUCAAUGUGUAACGUUACAUGUCUUUGUAGAACCCUUGUAGUCGUCUUUUGGAGUCAGUCUUUUUGUUUCAACGUGUUUUCUAUGAAAAGUUUGCAUUACAAAUUAGUGGUAAGUGAAACGAAGCCGCUCUUUAACGAGUUUAAAUAAAUUGACAGGCAUUUUAA
Messenger RNA from Anguilla anguilla (European eel), 5201 nucleotides. It is a transcript of the gene mis18bp1, whose product is annotated as MIS18 binding protein 1. The record is from RefSeq and is a predicted model, not a curated record. NCBI's taxonomy places the organism in Eukaryota, Metazoa, Chordata, Actinopteri, Anguilliformes, Anguillidae. The coding region runs from base 427 to 4668 and encodes 1413 amino acids. The transcript has 16 exons.